UGCCACGUAAUUACGAGAGCCUUUCAGCUUCAUCUUCUCUCCCAGAGGUCUCGAAUUCUCAUUUACAAUCCACUCCACUGCGUGCCAGUGCGCGCACCGUUUGAAGUGCCAGAACGUGCCUUCCCGUGCAUGCGUGUGCAUGACUGAAUAGUGAACGGCGUGGAGGAGAGGAGAGAGCCAACAGCAUCGGGAAGGCGGUGGAGUGUCCUGCCUCCUCUCGCCUUUACACACAUGCAUCUGAAAGGCAUCAGCAUUUCUGGAUCCGCACUCAGUCAACAACUCCGUGGAGCUCGAGGAGGUUUCCUUUUUGAGUCACAGUGCUGAACAAACUGUGCUUUGCAGAAGGGCAAAUAUCCUAUGGCUAUGAGCGAAAGGACGCAACACGCUUCUUGGUAUUCACAGCUACAUUAAGUUAAACAAAUUUGUAGACUGGGUUGAAACGCUGACACCUGGAUCAUCCGUGGGAGCAAUUUUCUUCAAACUAGCUGUUAUAAUGAGCACAGUCAACUAAAUCACCCCGUUUUGGAGGCGCUGUUUCAUAUGAUUUUUUCUUCAAAUAUAUGCAAGGAGGACCAGCUUGGUUAACCUGAUAGCCUACCGCGGCACCGUUUUUUCUUCUGUAUCGCGUUUGCGUCAUGACUUCUAGCUAUGCACAUGUAAUGGACAGACAAGCAACCAUAUCCAGUAGACUGGAGAGUCCCAUUACAGUCAACCUGGAAAACCUGCAGGCCAAAAAGAACUUCUCGGUGAGCCACCUGUUGGAUCUAGAGGAGGCCAGGGAAAUGGUCGGGUCUCAGACGGACGAAAGUGUGGGAGACACGGGCAGGACUAUGCUGGAAUCCCCCGGUUUAACCAGCGGCAGUGACACAACGCAGCAGGAAAAUGAGCAGCUUAACUCAGAAGAGAAGAAAAAGAGGAAACAACGAAGAAACAGAACCACGUUCAACAGCAGCCAGCUGCAGGCUCUGGAGCGAGUGUUUGAGCGAACACACUACCCCGAUGCCUUUGUUAGAGAGGACCUGGCACGCAGGGUCAACCUCACCGAGGCUAGAGUUCAGGUGUGGUUUCAAAACAGACGUGCAAAGUUUCGACGUAAUGAGCGGGCGAUGCUGGCCAGUAAGAACGCUUCACUCCUGAAAUCCUACUCGGGAGACGUGACAGCCGUGGAGCAGCCUAUAGUCCCCCGCCCCGCACCCCGUCCCAACGACUACCUUUCCUGGGGGAGUACAGCUCCGUACAGCUGGUACCCAAGGCCGGAGGGAGGGCCAAUGCGAAUGCCACAGAAAAUGCUGCCCACAGAAAGCAACGCCAUGGCAACCUACUCACCACCCACUUGUGCCAACGCCACUUCCACCCAGGGAAUGAACAUGGCCAACAGUAUUGCUAACCUGAGACUGAAAGCCAAAGAAUACAGCCUCAAUCAGGUGCCCACCAUCAACUAAACCUGAAAAAGAGGGAGAAGAAGGGACGAAGAGAAGCAAUGAGAAGAUCUCAGUGGACACGGAUGAGUUAUUAGAGAUUUUUUUUGGCCUUCUGCACUGUCAGGGCAUAAUGGAUAUGACCUUUCACCCCCUCCCACAACAAUGGAAUGGCAUUGUCAUCCCUUUCAUUUGGCUUUUGGCUUCGUCACAGAUGAAGGUAGGCUAUGUUUCAAAGACUGAUCUGGAGACUGUAAAGACUGCAAAAGGUCCGCUCCCUGGAGAACAAGUCAAUAAACAGGGCUCCACUAAAUCAGUACGAAGUAGCAGGGAGAGCGCCUGGAUACUGUAAGCUGUUCUUCUUUGUUCUUUUCUGGCUUCAUUUUUGGGUCAACUGGAUGAAAAGUAAAGAAACUUUUAUGGCAACGAAGGACUGAUGUUCGCCAUUGAGCGGUUAAAAUAACACCUGUGUGUGCAUGUUAAAUGCCGAGAUUUGGCAAAAUAAGCAAUCCGAAAUUUGCUCCAUCUUACAUGCUGGGAAUAAAGACACAUUUGUGGACUUCAUAGCCUAUGUUAAAAGGCAUUACUUCCAAAGAAAGAUCUGGGGCUGGAUUGCAACAUCUUUUAAUGUCAGUUUUUAAAGGAUUAGUCAAUUUUCUUAAAAAAAAUCUAGAUAAUUUACUCACCACCAUGUCAUCCAAAAUGUUGAUGUCUUUCUUUGUUCAGUCGAGAAAAAAUUAUGUUUUUGAGAAAAACAUUCCAGGUUUUUUCUCAUUUUAAUGGACUUUAAUGGACCCCAACACUUAACAGUUUUAAUGCAGUUUAAAAUUGCAGUAUCAAAGGACUCUAAAUUAUCUAAAACGAGGCAUAAGGAUCUUAUCUAGCAAACGAUUGUCAUUUUGGCAAGAAAAAAAAAGCACUUUUAAACCACAACUUCUUGUCUUCCUCCAGUCGUGUAAUACGCCAUCACGUCGAGAGGUCAUGGAUGAUGUUCGAAACUACGCCCCAAUGUUUACAAGUGUGGAGAAAGAGGACCGACAUUGUUGUAUGUCGAAUGAUACUAAUGUCUUUGUGUCAGUUUAUUGUUUAAAAUGGUCUGCAAAAGUGCGUUUUAUAUAUGUAACACGUGACCUUUCCACGGCAUUACGCAAUUACGUGAAGUUGCGCUGGCGCGUCACACAGCUGGAGGAAGAAGAGAAGUUGUGGUUUAAAAGUGAAUUUUUUUUUCUUGCCAAAAAUGACAAUCGUUUCACUAGAUAAGACACUUAUGCCUCGUUUGAGAUCGUUUAGAGUCCUUUGAAACUGGCAUUUUAAACUGCAUUAAAACUGUUAAGUGUUGGGGUCCAUUAAAGUCCAUUAAAAUGAGAAAAAUCCUGGAAUGUUUUCCUCAAAAAACAUAAUUUCUUCUCAACUGAACAAAAAAAAAAACAUCAACAUUUUGGACGAAAUGAUGGUGAGUAAAUUAUCUGGAUUUUUUUAAAGAAAAUUUACUACUCCACUACACCACUGUUUAUGGUAAAAUGAUGUUCCCCAUGAUGACCUAUGUAUCUGCUCACAGUACACUUCUGUUCAGUAGGUGUUGAAUUUUUUUUAAAACCUAUUUUUCUUAUAUUUUGAAACCAUAUAGUAAUAAAAACAUUUUUGAGCAAUUUA
Misgurnus anguillicaudatus (oriental weatherfish) is the source of this 3071-nucleotide messenger RNA. RefSeq names its product paired related homeobox 1b (gene prrx1b). Gene Ontology annotation, cellular component: nucleus. The record is from RefSeq and is a predicted model, not a curated record. Gene Ontology annotation, molecular function: DNA-binding transcription factor activity, RNA polymerase II-specific; RNA polymerase II cis-regulatory region sequence-specific DNA binding. Gene Ontology annotation, biological process: regulation of transcription by RNA polymerase II. Lineage: Eukaryota; Metazoa; Chordata; Actinopteri; Cypriniformes; Cobitidae.